UUGUUGAUUACGUCACCGGAAGUGACACUCGAGCUUCCGUGUAAGCGGUGUUUGCAAACUGAGCGUGUUUGAUAUUUUUGUUGUAUUUCCACCUAAAAUGCUCAAAAAGAAGUCAAGUGGCAGCGGAAAGAAAAGGAAAAACCCUCCGUCCGAGGAGCGGCAUCGAAGCACUAAGCGUAGAAGCGCCGAAAGCAACGUUGUGGACGAGCUUGCCGACCCGGAAUUGGACAGGGUCGGCAGUGACAUCGAGGAAGGGGGUCUCGACCUCGGGGUGCCGUUCAAGCCCAUCACCGCAUACGUCAGCGACAAGAGGGAAAUGCUGGAGCAGUGCUUCGGCGUGCUGGGCGAAAAGAAGCUCCGCAGGAUGCUGCCCGAGCAAUUCAAGGAUUGUGGCUUGGAGGAGAUCCGAAAAAUGUGCUGGGAGCAACUGGAACCAAUCUCAGAGAGAAACAUCAUGCAGAUCUUGUCUGGGAAGGAAGUGACUAAAGACGAAGACACAAGCCAACGUCCACAACAGGCCUUGGAGAAACAGAAAGACAACAGCGUGGAUUCCACAACAUCCAUCAAAGGGCCGGAAAAUACGAACAAACCCCAGCAAGAAGAAGCAUCCUGAUCCAGGAGAACAAGUCCGCAAGAUGAAUUUACGUGCGCGUCCUUACUUACCGUGCUACCCAAGUUAAGGUAUCGUGAUUUGAUGUGCUUUUUUGUGGUUGAGGAUGCUGAAUGUUUUUAAAUGGAAUGACAUGUUUUUGAUGUUUUGUUGUUUGUCAGAUUACAUUUUCAUGCCCAUGUAACAACUAAGAAUGUUCUGACUUGAACCCUGUUGAGAUUGUAACUUUAAAACAAUGUCGUUUGUCAAAUGCCCAGGAUGAAUCAUUUCAAGCUUCUUCCACCAUCAAUUUGACCUUGAACAUGCACAACUCAAUCGAAAGUUGUCGUUAGUCUUUUCGAUAAUAAUAAUGUGCUUCCACAAAUGUGCCCACUUACGUAUUACUAGUAUGUCGCUGCUAGGCUUUUGCUUGCUAGGCUUUUGCUAGAAAGCAAAAGCCUACUAGAACAACUUGAACUUUAUUUGGCCUUCAUCAGACGCUCUUUAAGUGGCAGCAGCCGUGUGCCGACUCAGUGCAAGUUUGAACGUGUGCCGGUCUAGAGAGGGUGUGCACACUUGUGCAACCCCAUCAUAUCUGCUGUUUAUUCUUUUUCAUUUUUUUUCUCCUUGAUUUGAGUUGUAAAGUUUCUAAGUAAUGGUGGAAAAGGUUCGGAAAUGAUUCACAAAAAUCUGGAAUUUGAACAGGGCAUGUGUAAACGUUUUAUAUCAUUGUGUGAUCGCGGCCUUGUCCAGUUAA
Molecule: messenger RNA, 1346 nt
Organism: Hippocampus comes (tiger tail seahorse)
Lineage: Eukaryota; Metazoa; Chordata; Actinopteri; Syngnathiformes; Syngnathidae
Product: caspase activity and apoptosis inhibitor 1-like
Exons: 6
Coding region: 98-613 (171 amino acids)
Biological process (GO): regulation of apoptotic process
Source: RefSeq, a predicted model, not a curated record